AUGGAUUCGAAACCCAAGCGACGUAGCACAAUUUCCGUGCAAUCAACUGCCCCUUCUACCUUGCGACAGUCCUUCGAGCCCUCUUCCUCUGUGCCUGCCCCUGCUCGCCGUACAGCAUUCCUGAGACACUACUCAAACAACAAAUCCGAACCCCCAAUUCCUGCAGCGCUUGCUCGUGUCAAGGGCACGUCCACUAUGAAUAGUCCGUCGCGAUUGGAUUCUGAAACGUCCUGGUUCAACGGCCAGUCUCCAUUAACUGGAACGCCUCGUGCCACACGAAGGAAACAUGGGUCCAGAUCAGGGACCCCGGAACCUGCUUCUACACCUUUAGUGAACCCUUCGUCUACGCUUUUACAAGACCUUUUAAGAGAGCAACGUGCGACUCGAGUUUCGCGGGGUCCGCCUCCUACAGAGGACUGUGCAGAGUACAUGCCUCGUACCCCCGAACGCUCGCAAACCCAGUCUCAGACCCAGACCCAGUCCCAGUCCCAGGAAGAUGCAGGUUCUGAAAGACAACGCAAGAUUAAUAGCGCAUUAUCGGCGGGCCUCAAGCAGCCACGAGAGAUGGGUUUCAGGGAGAUGGACCAAUACAUUUCCAAAAUUAACAAACAAAAUUUUGACCUGAAACUUGACAUCUUCCAUCGCGCGCAGCAGAUGGCCGUCUUGGAGAAAAGACUGGAACGUAUGCAGCAGCUGGAGGAAGACGUUCAGCGCAUGCGCGAUUUAGAAGAGGAACUGCAAGAGCUUCGUGAUGUGGAAGAGGACAAUCAGAGACUCCGCGAGUCCAAUGAGCAGCUCCGUCAAGAGAUCGAUAAGCGAGACCAGGCGGUCACAGAAGCCGUGGAAUUGAUCUGCCAACUUGAAGCGAGAUUGGAGGAGCUGGAGGCUGGUGCGAUUUCGUCCAGAGCCUCUACAGCUCGUCCUUCGUCCAGCAAUGGGCCAGACGCAGCCACACCUAAGAAUUGUGUCACUCCAGAUAUACCAGAGAGAUCUUCGUCUAAGAAGGGCACCUUGCUAGGGGACAAUAACCGAGUUUCUUCGGGAAGUCGUUCUCUCACAAGGGCCCCUUCAUUCCUCCGUGAAGAGCAGCCGAGCACCGCAGCUCUACGCAGUCUCUACGUUACCUCUGAACAUCCUUCACGAUCUGCAAGAAGCGCUAUGACGAAGACGGAGAGUAUGAACUCAAUGGCUGAAAUUACCGAACCAGAGUCACCCAGAUUGAGCGCUCUCAGUGAAUGUAGCGAGCUCAUGCCCUAUGACACUAUAAACGAGGCGCCUCUUUUCAACCAAGUCGACACUCCAGUCCACCAGGAAAAAUCAGUGGGGACAAGUGAGACUACCCCGAGGCCCAAGGGCGAAAUACAGGCAAGCGGUCACAUUCGCAGCUCUAGCUGGAAUCAGCCUCAAGGAGGCUGGCGACUACAUUAUCAAAGACGGCAUGUUCUCAAGCGCCCUCGCCAGAAGCUACGGCUGGAUGACGUCUUUGGAGGGUCAAAAUUACCUCCUACUCCAGACACAAUGAGUACGGCCUGUGCGUCGGGGACAAAUAGAUCGAAUGGCAGUAGCGCCAGGGAGAAGGUUCAGCCUUACCAGCAGUGCUCUGCCGCCCGAAAACUUGGCCGGCCACGGUCUGCGGGAGAGCUGACAACGAAGAGUUCCGAUCAUAGAGACUUGGAGAGAAUUGACCCUGCUCGGAGCGAUGUGACUCUGCCUCGUCUUAGUACUGAAGAGCGCGAACCGACCCCGGCUAUCUUUCCCUUGAACGGCAUCCCAACCAAGAGGAACUACGUGUUUGAUCCAGCUUCUCCAAAACCAAGUAUGCGUUAUUUCAGCGACGUUGAUGACGUGAUUUUCAACCCUGUGGGAAUUGAGAAAGUCAUAUCAAAGAUGGAGAAGAGCUACUACUCUCCGCCAGCCCCCAUAACUCAAAAGCCAAUAGCGGACGUCUCAUCUCUAUCACCCCCGUUGACUCCUCAAGACUGGGUCGAGGCGGCAAAGCCAGGUCCUCGCCCCACGAAGAAUAGGUCUCCAGACACAAAGACCUAUACCGGCCUUCCGCCGUCUAAAGCGACCGGGGCACGGGCUCCCAGCCAAUCCACGUUCCUAACUCGUAGGCAUAGUGUGGACUCGACUCUCCGAGACCCCGGAGUCCCAGAAAAAACAACGCUUCCUUUGCCUCCGUCAGACACAAAUACACAGCCUGUACUUCAAGAACGGGAACACCGACGACGGAUCAAUCUUCGGCCACCGUUCCUAGGCCGUCUGGCACAGCCUCGUCGUCUUGAGCCAUCCCCAAUAACUGAUUCAGAGGAUAGUGGGGAUGGUGCGCCCUCCCCUGUCAUUCGCAAAGCCAGGAUCGUGGAACCGCCAAAGACAGCCAAGACCGUUGAAACUAUGGAUGCUUCACAACGGGUUCACGGGGACCUCUACGGAUCGGCACCGACCUACGCUGCUGCGAAUAAUGCAAACAGCCCCAGCAGGACUCUUCCCCAUUCUUUCACAGAAUCGAACUUCUGGUCACACUCAUCAACUGCCAGACCAUCAACGUCCGCCAGCAAGGGUCAUAAGAGACGUAGCUCCCUUGGCAUCUUUGGCUUUGGCUGGAUGAAAAGUUCGAGCGGAAGCGGUUCUCAUCAUAAGAAAGCUGGAGCCGACUCGACGGUAACUACGCAGACCACCAGCAAGGAACGGCCGAUAGCCCGGUGGAAUCCUGACAGCUCCAAUACCUUACCCGAGGCAGCAAAGAGCGUCGGUGCAUAUGGAGCUUUUCAGGAUAUGUCAGCUUCCGUCAGACAUAUGGCUCAAAAGCAAGACGACGACGAUUCGACGCGUCGGCCGCGAUAUAUUGAGCGAAGAACCCGUCGACCUUGA
Molecule: messenger RNA, 2871 nt
Organism: Aspergillus novofumigatus IBT 16806
Lineage: Eukaryota; Fungi; Ascomycota; Eurotiomycetes; Eurotiales; Aspergillaceae
Exons: 6
Coding region: 1-2871 (956 amino acids)
Source: RefSeq, a predicted model, not a curated record